Messenger RNA from Corythoichthys intestinalis (scribbled pipefish), 2243 nucleotides. RefSeq names its product nuclear respiratory factor 1 (gene nrf1). The coding region runs from base 185 to 1780 and encodes 531 amino acids. NCBI's taxonomy places the organism in Eukaryota, Metazoa, Chordata, Actinopteri, Syngnathiformes, Syngnathidae. The transcript is spliced from 10 exons. Gene Ontology annotation, biological process: regulation of transcription by RNA polymerase II. The record is from RefSeq and is a predicted model, not a curated record. Gene Ontology annotation, molecular function: RNA polymerase II cis-regulatory region sequence-specific DNA binding; DNA-binding transcription factor activity, RNA polymerase II-specific. Gene Ontology annotation, cellular component: nucleus.
CACGUUUAAUUCUUUUCGAACGUUGACACCACUUAAAGCCAUCUCGCCUGAGAAGAUAUCUAAUCAACCACUUUUUUCCCCCCAUGGGAAAGGAUUAAGUUUACUAGCGCCUUCGUCACUGCCCUCCUGAGACCACCAUGGCUGUGGUACCCUGCAUCCAGCUGUGUAGACGAAGGCGUCAAUCAUGGAGGAUCACGCCGUUCACCAGGCAGAACACAUGACCACCAUCGAGGCCAGCGCUGUCAGUCAGCAGGUGCACGUGACUACCUUUGCCGACACAUCCAUGAUGAGCGGCGAUGAGGAUUCCACCUCCUCGCCGGACGACGAUCCCUACGACGACACGGACAUCCUCAACUCGGCCGGCAACGACGAGGUCACCGCCCACCUCGCAGCUGCAGGCCCCGUUGGCAUGGCAGCAGCUGCCGCCGUGGCAACGGGUAAGAAAAGGAAGAGGCCCCAUAUCUUUGAAUCGAACCCGUCUAUCCGCAAGAGGCAGCAAACACGUCUCCUCAGGAAGCUGAGGGCUACGCUGGACGAGUACACCACCCGCGUGGGCCAGCAGGCCAUCGUGUUGUGCAUGUCCCCCAACAAACCCAACCCUGUCUUCAAGGUCUUUGGUGCUGCUCCAUUGGAGAAUGUGGUGAGGAAGUACAAGGGCAUGAUGCUGGAGGACCUGGAGAACGCUUUGGCAGAACACGCCCCUGCCGGGGGUGAACUGUCGUCGGAAUUGCCCCCGCUUACCAUUGACGGGAUCCCUGUCUCUGUGGACAAAAUGACACAGGCCCAGCUGCGAGCCUUCAUCCCAGAGAUGCUGAAGUACUCGACGGGCCGAGGCAAACCCGGCUGGGGCAAGGAGAGCUGCAAGCCCGUGUGGUGGCCCGAUGACAUCCCCUGGGCCAACGUGCGCAGUGACGUGCGAUCUGAGGACCAAAAAACCAGGGUCUCCUGGACGCAGGCGCUGAGGACCAUUGUGAAAAACUGCUACAAGCAGCAUGGACGUGAGGAUCUGCUGUACGCUUUUGAGGACCAGCAGGUCACCACCACGACCACGCAGCACCAUCUGGCCGCCGCGCAGAGCAUCGCCCACCUGGUGCCCUCGCAGACGGUGGUGCAGACUAUCAACAACCCCGACGGAACGGUGUCGCUCAUCCAAGUCGGGACGGGGCACACGGUGGCCACGUUGGCAGACGCCUCGGAACUACCCGGCGUGACGGUGGCGCAGGUCAACUACUCCACAGUGGCGGACGGAGAAGUAAAGGCACACGUGAAUAUGAGUUUAUUUUUGUUGUUGUUUUUUUUUUUUACACGUGAAUGCAUUCUGAUGAAAGCGACUCCUCAGGUGGAGCAAAACUGGGCCACCCUCCAGAGCGGGGAGAUGACAAUCCAAACCACGCAGGCCUCAGAGGCCACGCAGGCGGUAGCGUCGCUAGCUGAAGCCGCUGUUGCAGCCAGUCACGAAAUGCAGUCAGGUGCCACUGUCACCAUGGCACUCAACAGCGAAGCGGCAGCCCACGCGGUUGCGACGUUGGCGGAAGCGACGCUUCAAGGCGGGGGGCAAAUCGUGCUGGCUGAAACGGCAGCUGCUGUCGGGGCACUGGCGGGAGUACAGGACGCCACAGGUCUGGUUCAAAUCCCAGUCAGCAUGUAUCAGACGGUGGUGACCAGCCUGGCGCAAGGCAACCGGCCCGUGCAAGUGGCCAUGGCACCGGUCGCCACACGCAUCGACAGCACCAUGACGCUGGACGGUCAAGCGGUAGAGGUGGUGACGUUGGAGCAGUGAUCGGACCGCGACACCGAGUCCUAAUCUACACUUCCAAACUUCAUACAUGACGUUUGCUGGCAGGGUGUGCACAUUAUGUGUUCAGUGUUUGUUUGUUUUUUUGCUUAGGUAUUUAUUUGCUCACCGAAAAUGAACCAAAAAGGCUUCACAGUUAAACUACACUCCUUUCUGUAGACUCCACAUGACAAUAAAAUGUUUUUUUAUCACAUCGCAGUACUCAGGAAGUACAUCAGGUAUUUUUCUUUUGAAGUUGGACGCUUUUUACUGUAUGAAAAUCACAUAGUAAUUUUGUGUGAACAAUUUUUGAUUCCGCAACUCUGCCAUCCUCAAUUUUCCGUAUUGUCUUACCAACCUUUUCUUGACUAUCCGUAUGUAAAUUGGCAUUGUGGGGAUAGACAGUGUAGUAUGUUGUACAGAUUGUGAAAUGACUCUUGACAUGAUAAACAAAAUGAAUUAAAGUGAC